AUGGCGAGCGCUCAGCCGGGGGUCCACGCAUUGAAACUCCAGCCUCCCUCCGUCUCUCACACACUGAGGAACGGAAGCAACUUCAUUAAAUGGGACGAGGAUCUGUCCACCGUGACUCCAGUGACUCUACAUGUGGAUCAACAUGGAUUUUACCUCUACUGGACUGACCAAAACAAGGAGACGGAGUUGUUGGACCUGACUCUUGUAAAAGAUGUCAGAACGGGGAGAAGCACCAAAACACCCAAGGAGGCCAAGCUGCGGGAGCUGCUGGAUGUUGGGAAUCUGGUUGGCCGGCUUGAGAACCGCAUGGUUACCGUGGUUACGGCUUCAGACCUUGUCAACGUCAACCAGCUCAACUUCAUUGCUUCACAGGAGGACGAAGCUAAGGUGUGGUGUGAGGAACUGUUCUCUCUGUCUUCCAACCUGCUGAGCCACAAUCUCAAUAGAGACCACAGUCUGUUAAAAGCGUACGUCAGAUUAACUCUCCAGCCGAACGCAGAGGGGAGAAUCCCUGUCAAGAACAUUGUUCGACUGUUUUCAUCAGACAGAAAGAGAGUAGAGAAUUCCCUGGAGAAUUGCAGGCUGCCCUACGGACGGGGUGACAGUAUCAAACUGGAGGACUUCACACUCGAAGUUUACAGGAGCUUUUUGGACAGUCUGUGUCCUCGUCCUGAGCUUAGCAACAUCUUUAAACUGCAAGGAAGGGAUGAUGGGACACUGUCAGUUGAUCAGAUGACAGAGUUCAUCAACAACAAGCAGAGAGACCCGAGGCUGAAUGAAAUCCUCUAUCCGCCUCUUCGUCCUGCACUGACAAACUCUCUGAUGGAGAGGUACCAACAGGACCAGGCACUGCUGAAGCAAGGAUUCAUCUCUCUCCAGGCAUUCUCCAGUUAUCUGUCCAGUGAAGAGAACGGAGUCAUCCCACCAGAGAAACUGGAUCAGUCUGAAGACAUGAGCUUCCCCCUGUCUCACUAUAUCAUCAACUCAUCACAUAAUACAUACCUGACAGCGGGCCAGCUGGCAGGGAGCUCCUCAGUAGAGAUGUACAGGCAGGUGCUUCUGGCUGGAUGCCGCUGUGUGGAAUUAGAUGUGUGGAAAGGACGAACGGCUGAGGAGGAACCUGUCAUCACGCAUGGGUUUACCAUGACAUCAGAAAUCCCUUUUAAGGAAGUGAUUGAAGCUAUUGCAGAGUGCGCCUUCAAGACUUCACCUUUCCCUGUCAUACUCUCCUUUGAAAACCACGUGGACUCUUUGAAGCAGCAGGCUAAAAUGGCUGAAUACUGUCGAUCUAUUUUCGGAGAUGCGCUGUUGAUUGACCCUCUGGACAAAUAUCCUCUGGAGUCGGGCGUCCCCCUGCCCAGUCCUCAGGAGCUAAUGGGCAAAAUUCUCAUCAAGAACAAGAAAUCCCACAAACCCUCCAAUAACACGGACACCAAACGACUGACGGAUCAACCUGCCAAUCAGAGCAACGAACAAGUGUGUCCUAGCAACAACACGGGAGAGAUCGAGGCUGAGAGUGAGGAAGAUGAUGAUGAUGAAGAUGAUGAUGGUAAAAAGGGCUCAGCAGAGCGGGAGGCAGUGGCUACAGAGGAAAUGUCAACUCUAGUAAACUAUGUUCAGCCAACCAAGUUCACCUCCUUCGAAGUCUCCAAGAAGGCGGCCCGCUGUUACCACAUGUCGUCUUUUGUGGAGACCAAAGCUUUGGAGCACCUCACAAAGUCACCAGUGGAGUUUGUUGAAUAUAAUAAAUAUCAGUUGAGUCGUAUCUAUCCAAAAGGAACCAGAGUCGACUCAUCCAACUUCAUGCCUCAACUCUUUUGGAAUGCCGGCUGUCAGCUGGUGGCUCUCAACUACCAAACUAUAGAUUUGUCCAUGCAGCUCAAUCUCUUCAUGUUCGAGUACAACGGUCGGAGUGGCUACAGACUGAAGCCUGAGUUCAUGAGACGGCCAGACAAACACUUUGACCCCUUCACAGAAAACACAGUGGAUGGUAUCGUUGCCAACACGCUGUCUGUGAAGGUGAUUUCAGGCCAGUUUCUGACUGAACGGCGGGUGGGUGUGUAUGUGGAGGUGGAGAUGUUUGGACUUCCUGUGGACACCAGAAGGAAAGCGCUGAAGACCAAAACCUCUCAGAACAACAACGCCAUCAACCCAGUUUGGGACGAAGAGCCGAUCGUCUUCAAAAAGGUGAUUCUUCCUACUCUGGCCUCUCUGAGAAUUGCUGCUUUUGAGGAAGGAGGGAAGUUUAUUGGUCAUCGGAUUAUUCCAGUGACUGCCAUAAGACCAGGUUACCGUUACAUCGGUUUGAGGAAUGAGAAAAAUCAGUCUCUGAUUCUACCAGCUGUGUUUGUCUACAUCGAGGUCAAAGAUUACGUCCCAGACACCUUUGCAGAUGUGAUAGAGGCUUUGUCCAACCCCAUUCGAUAUGUCAACCUCCUGGAGCAGAGGUCUAAACAGCUGGCAGCUCUGACACUGGAGGACGGGGAGGAGGACACGCAGACCGAGGAUGAGGCUGACACUUGUGCAGAGCGUAAGAACGAUCUGAAAUCAGCUCCACUGGAGAACGGUUUGAGCCCCGCCUCUGGCCCUACAGGACACACCCCCAUCACCACGACGCCCAAAGCUUCCGCAGCCAAUCAGCAAGCAGCUACGACAGAUGCAGCCAAACCAGCUGCAAAGAGUGAAGAUCUGGUUUUAAGUAUUUUGAUAGAUGUCCCAGUGUGCACCAUAGAGAGUCUUCAGCAGUCAAAGGUUUACCAGAAGGAGCAGAGACGUCAGUUUAAAGAGCUGAAAGAGUUAGUGAGACGGCACCAGAAGAAAACCUCAGAGCUCCUCCGAGAGUUCAACAACAAGUACAAGAAGAUGGCCAGACAGUGCAGCAAGAGCAGGGCUUCGUGUUCGGACAGUGAGAAAGACGACUGCCUCCAGCGGCUGAGAGACGAGCAGCAGCAGCAGCUCUUGGCUCUGAGGCAGGAACAGUACUACAGUCAAAAAUAUCUACAGAGAGAACAUAUUAAAAUGCUGACAGAGCGACUGAGCAAUCUGGCGGAGGAAAGUCACAACUCCCAGAUGAAGAAACUCAAAGAUAUCUGUGACAAGGAGAAAAAAGAGCUGAAGAGGCAGAUGGAUCGAAGGAGAACAGAGAAGAUCAACCAAGCAAAGACCAAAGAGAAACAUCUGGCUGAAGAAGAGAAGAUGGAGAUCAAUAAGUCCUACGUCAAUGAAGUCGUCCAGAACAUAAAACGGCUUGAGGAGACUCAGGCGAAGCGCCACGAUCAGCUGGUGGAACAGCACAGCGAGCUCCUGCAGGAGAUACAAGACCAGAAACCAAAGCUGCAAGGGGCCGUGGAGGCAGAUUUUCAGGAGAGGUUCCAGUGUUUGCCCGGAGAGAUUGAAGACUUUCUGCAGGACAGGAAGACGGAGGUUAGAGGUCACAGCAAGUCCCGGUCAUCGACCCCACACGAAGCUCUGUCAGAGGAGGACUGAAGAGAAACAAAUGUGCAGACGAGUCAUGGGAGUGUGAAGAAGAAGAAUCGAUGAAUCAAUGGAAGCAGAGUGGAGUGAAUCAAGAAGUGGAUCAAAAUACAAGGAAGUAAGAAAUGCAAAAGGGAAGCAUUGAUGAAAGGCUAGUGCGGGAGUAAAUAAAAGCAGAAGAGAUAUCAAGAUUAUAAAGACUGUUACUUUUCUUUUUAAUGGAAGAAUGCUUUAAUGAUUUAUUUUUUAAUUCCAUUCAAGCAUGCACUUUGCUGUACUUCAGCAUUUAAUCAGAACCCAUUUAGUCUUAUUUUCUUUCACUUGUUAUUUUAGAGGACAACUGAAUCAAUCUAUCUAUCUAUCUAUCUAUCUAUCUGACAGUUUGUACUAUUUAUUUGUGUUCAUACAUUUGAAUAUCAGUGUACAUACAUCAGACUCCAGGACGGUCUCUAUUUUAUAUGCACAUGGAGAGAUGUUACACAAUGUUACACAAAUGCUACGAAUCCAAACCACACGUUUUUUUGAGCAGCGUUCAACAAACUCUAAGCAGCUAUUUUAUCUUCUUAUUAGUCAGCCACCGUGGCGGCCUCGACGACUUCUACAAUGGGCACUGCUAGUUCCUCAGCUGUGUCUUAUAAACACUUAUUUAUCAUUUUUUGCAAUGCUCUCUUUUCAUAUAGUUGCACACAUUCCCACUCUGAAACUUCCGAUGCAUAUGGACAGUCUGAUCUUUUGGCCUCUGAGCAGCUUUGCUGGAGCAUCUGGAGUUCAGUGGUAAUGAUGGAGAUUUAUCCACCACAUUUUGCUAGUUUGAAAUAAUGUAGAAUUAGAAAUGUUGCAUACUUUAAAAAUACAGAAUGAUGUACGCAGCAGUACAAGAUAACACACAUACCAUAGCGUAAUGUCAAUAUUAUAUACUUUUCAAGAGCAUAUUAUCAGGCCGUUUUAUGGGGUUGUUUUUAAAGCUGACAGUCAUCUGUGUAACAAGUAAGACCUUAACAGGGAUAAAGCCCAUAUUCAGACCAUGAAUGAGUAUGUUGACACACUUGUUGCAAGAUUUAUGCGAUAGGCGACUGGAUCAUUUAUUGAAUCCUCACUUAUUUGCUUUGAUUAUGCACUUAUUUAUUUAUUUAUUCUUAUUUAUUUAUUUCUUCUUGAGAUUA
Molecule: messenger RNA, 4637 nt
Organism: Micropterus dolomieu (smallmouth bass)
Lineage: Eukaryota; Metazoa; Chordata; Actinopteri; Centrarchiformes; Centrarchidae
Product: 1-phosphatidylinositol 4,5-bisphosphate phosphodiesterase beta-1
Exons: 32
Coding region: 1-3486 (1161 amino acids)
Biological process (GO): lipid catabolic process; phosphatidylinositol-mediated signaling; memory
Cellular component (GO): cytoplasm; nuclear speck
Molecular function (GO): phosphatidylinositol-4,5-bisphosphate phospholipase C activity; calcium ion binding; calmodulin binding
Source: RefSeq, a predicted model, not a curated record